Molecule: messenger RNA, 1616 nt
Organism: Sitodiplosis mosellana (orange wheat blossom midge)
Lineage: Eukaryota; Metazoa; Arthropoda; Insecta; Diptera; Cecidomyiidae
Product: proton-coupled amino acid transporter 1-like
Exons: 6
Coding region: 235-1587 (450 amino acids)
Biological process (GO): amino acid transmembrane transport
Cellular component (GO): vacuolar membrane
Molecular function (GO): amino acid transmembrane transporter activity
Source: RefSeq, a predicted model, not a curated record
CUUGGCGUAUGUCGUGAUCGAUCAAAUGUACAAUUGAUGCUGUUCAAUUUAGUCUCUACAGCACAGCCUCCCCGAGUGGUUGGUGUAUUCAUUGAUGAUUAAUAAAAAUUUAAAAAUCACAAGUGGUACGGAGAAGAGUGAGAAUAUUCGUUUCAAACUGACUGCUUGUUUCAAUUUGCGGCAUAAAUUUAAAAUAAUAAAAAUUCUUCAAGUUCCACAAUACAAAGUUCAAACAUGCAACAAAGUUCUGAGCCCAGUGUUAAUAGUGAAGUUAGUGGAACAUGCAACAAUAUAGAAACGGGGUCAACAAAUCCAGUAUGUGAAUCCGAGGUACAAAAGCGGAACGUCGAACAUUCCACUUCAAAUAUGGAUACGUUGAUACAUUUGCUCAAAGCAAAUAUCGGCAAUGGCUUUCUCGCAAUGCCAUUUGCAUUUAAAAAUGCUGGAUUAUACGUUGGCUUGGGUGGUUUAAUUGUUAUGGGCAUCAUUUGUACGCAUUGUAUGCAUAUGCUGUUAAGAUGUUCAACCGUUCUUUGUCAAAAAUUGAAAUUACCCUCGAUGGAUUACUCGGAAGUCUGUUUCUACGCCUUUGAUUCGGGCCCUCAUGGUUUACGGAAAUAUGCUCGCUUCGCCAAAGGAACCGCAAAUUUUUUCUUGGUCAUUACUGAACUUGGAUUUUGUAGCGUGUACAUUCUGUUUGUUGCUGCCAACUUACAAAAAGUUGUAAAUGAUCAUCACACACCCGAAAUAGACAUUCGAUUAUAUAUGGUUGCCAUAUUGAUUCCAUUGAUUUUGAUUAAUUUUUUGAAGAAUCUGAAAUAUUUAGCACCAGUGUCAUUGAUCGCAUCGAUUUUAACUGUAAUUGGCAUCGCAAUCACAUUCUAUUUCAUAUUACAAGAUUUGCCCAAUACAAGUACAGUGCCGAAAUUUUCAUCAUGGGAACAAUUUCCGCUGUAUUUUGGAACGGCCAUCUACUCAGUCGAAGGGAUCGGCAUUGUACUCCCGUUAGAAAACAAUAUGAAGAAUCCCAAAGCAUUUGGCGGAUUAACUGGCGUUCUAAACACGGGUAUGUUCAUCACCGUUUUAAUGUACAGUGCAUUUGGAUUCUUCGGCUACUUGAAAUAUGGUGAUGAUGUCCGAGGAUCGAUUACGUUGAAUUUAGAGGCAAAUAAUAAUCUCAUAGCAUUGGUUGAAUCGGUUCGAGUGAUGUUAGCGCUGGCCGUAUUUCUAACGUACACUCUGGCAUUUUACAUUCCCAUGAAGAUAAUUGGAUCGUGGUUCCAGCAGUUCUUGUCCGACAAACAUCAAUGCAUCGGUGAUGGUGUUAUGCGUGCUACUCUGACCUUCUUAACAUUCCUUGCUGCGGUUGCUGUACCAAAACUCGGACCUAUCAUAUCGCUGAUUGGUGCUUUUGGCUCGUCAAGUUUGGCUUUGGUCUUUCCGCCAAUCCUCAAAAUGAUUGUAUUUGAUCUCAAUGCAAUGGGCCGAUUCUACUGGAAAUGUUGGCCCGAUUUUGCUAUCAUUAUGCUUGGUAUUUUAGGCUUCAUCUUUGGAACAUAUGUCAGUAUUUUGGAUUUAACCAAAUAAAAAUUUAAAAUAAAUGAAAGAAAGGAAAA